Molecule: messenger RNA, 1310 nt
Organism: Solanum dulcamara
Lineage: Eukaryota; Viridiplantae; Streptophyta; Magnoliopsida; Solanales; Solanaceae
Product: ABC transporter I family member 11, chloroplastic
Exons: 11
Coding region: 91-906 (271 amino acids)
Biological process (GO): transmembrane transport
Cellular component (GO): membrane; chloroplast envelope
Molecular function (GO): ATPase-coupled transmembrane transporter activity; ATP hydrolysis activity; ATP binding
Source: RefSeq, a predicted model, not a curated record
GAGUGAUACUGGGUGAACUCCAACAAAGCAGUAUAGAUUUUGGGUCAAGUUCCUCAAAUUUAUGCACAUUUUUGUUCCAGAGAUCAGAAAAUGGGAAGCGUUUCACUUCCCUCGUCGUCUCUACUGAUUUCCAGCUCCAUUUUUGGAAGACCAUCAUCAACGUUUUCUUAUCCUCACCAGCGAUUCAGGCGCAAGCACUGUCCGUUUCCUGCGAUUACUCCUCUUUCGAUGGAUGUCUCUUAUCGACCUCCAGGGACCAAAAUCGAUCUAUUGAGUCAAGUCAGCCUUUCCAUCCCUGAGAAAAGUUUUGGCUUGAUAUUUGGACGGAGUGGCAGUGGAAAAACUACUUUAUUGCAGCUGAUUGCAGGGUUAAGCAAACCAACGUCAGGUUCCAUAUAUGUGCAAAGAUAUAGUGAUGAUGGUGAACAGAUUAAGUCUCCUGAACCCUUACAACCUGAAAGAGUUGGCAUUGUUUUCCAAUUUCCUGAGAGAUACUUUGUUGCGGACACUGUUCUUGAUGAAGUUACAUUUGGGUGGCCAAGACAAAAAGGUGGCCUACAAUUAAGAGAGCUUCUUACUUCUAGACUUCAAAAAGCCAUUACCUCGGUUGGUCUAACAGGAAUAUCUUUGGAUAAGGAUCCCCAUUCAUUAAGUGGUGGCUACAAACGUCGGCUAGCCCUCGCUAUUCAGUUAGUUCAAACACCAGACUUAUUAAUAUUGGAUGAGCCUCUUGCUGGUCUUGAUUGGAAGGCUCGUGCAGAUGUGGCGAAAUUGUUAAAGAAUCUAAAGAAGGAGCUAACUUUACUUGUUGUCAGCCAUGACCUCAAGGAGUUGGCAUCUUUGGUAGAUCAAUCUUGGAGGAUGGAAAUGGGAGGAGCACUUAAAAGAGAGCCACUACCCAUUUAAUACUCGGAAUUUAUAAUGUUCCCAACAAUCAUUUUCUGAUGCAUUAUAUGAGGUUUUUAUGAGACGUGAAUUGCAUAUAAUUCUUGGAGAGAUGCUCAAGGUUAUUCAUUUUACUUCAAUCCCUGACUAUUGAAGUCUUCACAUUUCAUGUAACCUCUGAAUGUAAUUAAGAGUUUCUGUUAAUAAGUUUUGACAUAGUUUCUAACUUUCUGUAGCACUUAGUUUGUCCUUUAAACUUUAAUUAAAGUUUGAUGGGUCUGCAGCAUAUUUCUUUGUCCUAGUCUUACCAAAAGUGUUGAAUGUCGAUUGGAAUUUUGUUCAUUAUGUAUUAUUGUAUGCAUGUAUUGGUAAAUAAAAUAACACUUUGAACAAAUAUGAAUAGUAGCUUUUCUAGUUGUGGCAGU